Pediculus humanus corporis (human body louse) is the source of this 867-nucleotide messenger RNA. RefSeq names its product protein-S-isoprenylcysteine O-methyltransferase, putative. The coding region runs from base 1 to 867 and encodes 288 amino acids. Gene Ontology annotation, cellular component: endoplasmic reticulum; membrane. Gene Ontology annotation, molecular function: protein C-terminal S-isoprenylcysteine carboxyl O-methyltransferase activity. Lineage: Eukaryota; Metazoa; Arthropoda; Insecta; Psocodea; Pediculidae. The transcript has 4 exons. The record is from RefSeq and is a predicted model, not a curated record. Gene Ontology annotation, biological process: C-terminal protein methylation.
AUGUUAAUUAAAGAAGGAAAAAUAAGUUUACAAUUUUUUCUUAUAAGUAAUUUACUUGUUUUGUUGCCGAUAUUGGAUUUUAUUUCACCAUUUUUAUUUAUAAUAAAUACUCGUCAAAACAUAAUUUGGUUUCAAUUUAUUUUUUUAUUUAUUUUAAUCGUUUUGUUAAAAUUAUUUUCACGUGGAAUUUAUUUUAAGGUUGGAAUUCGUUCUAUAUUUUUGGGUGGUGUUUUUUCCACUGGCAUAUUUGUAAUAUUAUAUUCGACGAACGGAUGGCAACUUUUCGGUUAUUACAUGUGCAUAAUGUCAUUUUUUCACUAUUCAGAAUUUUUAACAAUUGCAUAUUGCAAUCCGAAAACAUUAUCGAUUAGUUCUUUUUUAAUUAAUCACAGUGUACCUUAUAAUAUUGCUGCUAUCGCUAGUUGGAUUGAAUUUUUUACUGAAAUUUAUUUUUUACCAGGGCUCAAAAGAUAUAAUUUUUUAGCAUGUAUAGGAUUUAUUCUCUGCAUUGUCGGAGAAGGUCUGAGAAAAACUGCCAUGAUUACAGGUAGUACAAAUUUUGCACACAUUGUUCAGACGGAAAAAGAUGAUAAACAUGUGCUGGUCACACAUGGUAUUUACAGUUUAUUUAGACAUCCAAGUUAUGUAGGUUGGUUUUAUUGGUCUAUAGGGACACAGGUUUUACUUUUGAAUCCGAUUUGCACGAUUGCAUAUACGAUUGCAAGUUGGAGAUUUUUCAAUGAGAGAAUUUAUCAUGAGGAACAUUCUCUUUUAUAUUUUUUCGGACAGGAAUACAUGAAAUAUCAAAAAUCUGUCAAAACUGGAUUGCCUGGAAUUAAGGGUUUUUUACUACACGAGCAGAAUUAA